Molecule: messenger RNA, 759 nt
Organism: Peronospora belbahrii
Lineage: Eukaryota; Oomycota; Peronosporomycetes; Peronosporales; Peronosporaceae
Source: the annotation of a GenBank genome assembly
AUGAUGCAACCGUCCGUUUCCACAGCCGCAGCGACCUCGACUGCGGCUUCCAUCCCUGUCGCUGAAGCAGGAGGAGACGCUUAUACUGGAAGCUCAACGACUUUCCCUGCGACGGAAAUGUUGCGCCAGCUCUCAACGCAGUUUAAGUCGCAGAUUUCUCAAGUGCAAGUGCCUACUGCGAUAAAGGAACGCACCGAUGAGCUGGAGCGCCGCAUCUCCAGCACUGAUAUUUCACGCAUUAAUGGCUAUAUGCGACUGGUGAAUAUCGUGUUUUCCGCUGGUCUCUGGGUCACGUGCUUCAUCCGAAUGUUUCAAGUGCCCAGCUACUCGCACUUCCUCGUUAUCAUCUACAUCAUGUUUCUAAGUGCAGGACUCGCCUUUGUUGAAAAUCAUGAGCGGUUCCCAUCGGUUGCGAACCGCGUCAAGAUUAACUUUGGGUUCAUGUUCUCGGCCACAGGCAAGGCGUCUUAUAUUCUCUGUAUCGCGUUUCUCGCUGUCUCUCAGGGCUGGAUCGGCUGGAUAAUCGGCAUAUGCUUCUUCUUUUUGGCUCUGUUUAACUUUUUCCUCAUCAACAGGCACCCUGCAUACAAGGCCGCUAUGAUGCAGCCGACUGGCGUUGCCGCUACCUCGGCUCAAGAGCAGGAAGAGGCAGAUCUGGAGGCCAUGCCGGAGCUUCGUUAUAACCAGAAGGAGGCCCAGAUCCCCGCACAUGGAAUGUCCACCGCUACCAUGGCCCAGCCGUCACACGUGUCGGUCUAA